AAGGAAGGGCGCUGGAAGGGAAGCGAAGUGACGUACUUAUCAUGUGAUGUUCGCUGUCCUCGUGGUCAGUUUCGUCGUUUCUCUCUUCUUGUUCACAUGACCAGUUUGUUUGACCCCAUGACCACCACUCCGCACUCCAGUUCUCCAACUCUGGACAUGCUCGACGGGUCGCUGGACCCGGAGAAAAAUUCACCACUACAAGAUCCCAAAGCUUCCGAUCCUACACAGGUACCGGAGCCCGAAACUGUGACAGUGACGGUUUCGACUGUUUCUGACGAACAAACAGCAGCUGCUCUCGUCGGACAACAAGCGAACGCAGCGUUUGCAGAUCCUGGUACCCUUCAGUUCCAGUACAGGCCAGACGGAAAUGGCGUACAGGCGACGGGAUUCAAUGGUGGUACACAGCAAAUUCGAGUCGUCCAAGUUCAAGCUCCCGAGGCGAGUGGCGAACGAGUAGACGCCACUAACGCGGCGUUUGCACCGCAAGUUCAAACUGUUAUUCAAAGCCCUUUCAGCAAUGGUUCCUCCCCUACUCACACAGUCGAAACGGAUACGACUGCGGACGGGCCGAGAUUUACGUACUUUCAGCCGGCAGAUGGGGCGGCCACUGCUACAGUGGUUCAAGCCAGUGGUACUGAAGGUUUAGACGGAACAAGCGCUUAUACAGUGAGAAAUAUUCCUGUUUCUCUUCAACAGCCCUCCUCUCCGUCGCAAAUGCCCAUCACAAUGGCCGAAGCUCAGACCAUCACCACCGUAGGAACAGCUGCAGGUUGGUUUUUGUCGUUCAUAAUCAAGCAGCUUCGUUCUAACUUUUAUUUCACUGUCGUUGAAUGCAAAAUAAGUCCUGUUUUGCAUUUUUUAAAGGUGGAUUUUACGUGAUGAUGUCUCCUCAAGACGUGAUGCCUGGCGGAAGUCAGAGAAGCAUUGCUCCAGCGAUCACUCAUAAAAUAGCAACGUAAGUUUUCAUCACGAAAACUCGUUCAAGAGUUAUUUUUCUCUGUAACUCUUUUCUUUUAACUUAAGAAUACUAAGCUGUUUGGUUUUGUACCAGUCUUUUUUCGAUAAUCUUUUAUUAAUGAGAAAAUGUCCCUUAUUUUCCUGCGAUGAUACACGACUGUUAAAAUUUGUCAUGUCUACAUCAAAUCAUGUUAAUUUCCGUGGAUAGCGUGCUGUUCUUGUAAAGGUCAGAGCAGUUUUCUAAGACAACUAGCGUUUGAAAAUAGCCGAUCGCUAUGUAAGCGAUUUGUAAGGAUUUUUUAAAAUCAAGCUUCGAACAAAAACCACCCUAGGUAGUCAGUCGAUGUAUGUAACUUGAUUCGUUCGCGACACUCAUAUUGAAUUCCUUGCCGUACGAAAUAAUCCUUUCCUUGAAUGUAGUCGCAUUCGUGCUUCAUCUAGACCAAAAAUAGCAUUAAAGAACUUUUGUGGUUAGAGAAAAUCACGAUGUGUUUUGAAGUUGUUUUGAAUUAACCGGCUCAAAGUCAUGUGUUCGAAACACAUGACGGUUCUCAUGUCACAUGAUUUCUUCUUCAAUCAUGUGAUGGUCAUGUAAAACACAACAACAAAAUCGCUGGAAUGAAGCUUGGAUGUGUAUUCAGCGAUCUUGUGUUGUCAGGAAAGGAUAAACGUAAUGGAAGUUAUGUAUAUUUUAAGUAAUUCUGCUGCCCUUAACAGGAAAAUUGACGCGCCUCGGACAGCCCGAGAUGAGAAAAGGAGGGCGACCCACAACGAAGGUAAUGCUCAGAGGAUUAUUUUGAAGUUUCCGCUCUACCUCUAAUAUAGAAUUUAAAAUUUCUACCUUUAAGCGCAAAACUGGCCGAUCUACUUGAAAAAACAAACUUGUCAGCAGUCACUUACAUUGAUCACGAAGAAAAUUAUUCAACCCGUAGUGUCAAAUGACAGUAAGACAUUGUCACACAACAUAAUUAUAUAUAUUCUCAAGGAUGUUGUUGGUAGGUCUUUUUGUUCCACUAAUAUCCCUGCACUUUCUACGUUAACUUUAUUUUUGGAAGUUAGGUUACUGACCCAUUGAGAAUAAUAAAGAAAGACAUGCAUGAAUUUGUAUUUUUACCUCAUUUUAACACAAUGCCAUUGUUUUAGUAGAAACAUUGACUUGAAAUUAAUCAUGCAUCUGUUAAGUAUAUUAUUUUAGGUAAGAGAUUAAAUCAAAGUGUUAGUGGGCUGUGUUUUACCCAAAAACCAGUCAAGUCCACUACAAAUGGAGUUUGAGAGUAUUUCCUCGAUGCGUUGCUUUUGUUUUUCACUCCGACUUCAAUGUUUCUUUAGUGGAGCGCCGUCGCAGGGACAAGAUAAACACAUGGAUUAACAAACUUGCCAAAGUGGUGCCAGAAUGUUGCCAAGAACAGUCAAAAGCAGGGCAGGUCGGUGGAUCACAAAAUAUAGUAAGCACUUUUUGAUUCUGUUUUUCAAUUAAAUUUGUGUCGUCUUGGCAAAUGGUUGAUAGACAUAGGUUAGGAACACAAUGUCCCUAAAUGCCCUUUCUUGGAACGAAAUUCACAGUGCUCCCAUUUUAUUCACUCCCUCAAGCAAUGGCCAUUUUGGUUACUGAAGUGAUAUACCAAGCAUGAGAUGCAGCGUUUCAUCACCGGAUAAAACACUGAGAAGAGAGUUACGAAGAUGACAUGCAGUGAAGUAUUUUUGAUGAACUUGGCGGCAUUUCAUGUGAAUAGAAAAGACUGUUUCUGUUGGAUAUGUAAAAAGAACCAACACGGCCACAAGUUCAUUGGAGUAACACAAUUCCUAUCCCUGCCCCAUGCUUGGGAUUCUAGUCCAUGAUGAGGUUAGGCUGUGUUGCCUCCAACCAUUUAUAAAUCUUGCUCCAGUUGUUUAAAUGGCACUGCUGAAUAACCCUUUUAAGAAAGGAGAAAGGAGAAAGGAGAGAAUGUUAAAAGUUUCUUUCCCAAGAACCCAUUGAGGUUCACAAGUUGGAAAAAGUUGGCAGCAGUUUUCCAAGGCAGACUUUCUAAUCAGUGAUAUAUUAUUAUUUUUUACAGAGCAAAGGUGGUAUUUUAUCGAAGACAGUGGAUUACAUAAAUGAGUUAAAACUUCACAAUGCUCGAAUGGUAGAAUCAAUCAAGGACAAUGAAAGAUUGCAAAUAGACACAGAGCUUUUACGCCAGCAAGUAGACGACCUCCGACAAGAAAAUGCAUUACUGAGAGCUCAACUGCAGCAGCAUGGAGUUGAGUUGGCAACGGGAGGUCCCAGCGCUUGAAGUUACAGCUUGUUAUGCAGUGUCUAGCUACACUUGACAAGGACAUUCAUUAAGAGCACUGUUGCCAGUAUUUAUUAACUGCAAUCCUGAUACCCCAGUGUUGCACAAAACUUAGGAGUAGCGUGCUGGUCAUGUAAAGAUUCAGUAGGUGUUAUUUGCAAUAUCCCUUACAGGGACUAUGGUAUAAUAUUUUUGGUUGUGGUGUUUGAGUCCAAACUUAAGUCAACCUCAUCGUGUGACCACCUGUGUAACAUACAAAAAUCUGCUAAAGAAAACAUGAAAACAAUACCUUACAUUAAUUUGACUGAAAAAUAUGCA
Messenger RNA from Porites evermanni, 3551 nucleotides. NCBI's taxonomy places the organism in Eukaryota, Metazoa, Cnidaria, Anthozoa, Scleractinia, Poritidae. The record is from the annotation of a GenBank genome assembly.